This is a messenger RNA of Salmo salar (Atlantic salmon), 4247 nucleotides long. NCBI's taxonomy places the organism in Eukaryota, Metazoa, Chordata, Actinopteri, Salmoniformes, Salmonidae. The record is from RefSeq and is a predicted model, not a curated record.
UUAAUCAACUGUGUGUCAGAUCAACCCUGUCUGUUUAGUUUUCGCUUUGUGUUGUAGCUGUUUGUGAGAAAUCAAUCUAGACAAAUACCAAGAUAUAUUUUGAACAAAGUAUAGUGAAGUAAAACGUUAGGGACGUGCUCUUUGGAGCAGGGUGGUAGGACCGGGACUCAGGUGAUUACAGUCCUAUGCUGCACUAGUGUUCACUGUGACUGUCUUCCUCUGACAAUUAACUGAAGAAGACGUCAAUCCACUGGGCACAGACGUCAAUUCAACGUCUAUUCCACGUUGGUUCAACGUCAUUUCAUUGAAAUUAGGUGGAAAUAACAUUGAUUCAACCAGUGUGUGCCCAGUGGGAAGCCUCUAACACGAUGACACUCAAGAUAACCAUGCCGGGAAAACAAAGUGGGUCUACAUUCUCUCAGCUGAGACUCUUUCUUUGUUUCCUGAUGUAUUGCUGGGGUCUAGCUGAUCCAGUAUGUGGGUACUUCUUGAAAAACUGCACAAUCCGGGGGAACCUCUUUGACCCCUCUAACAUGAAAGUACUCUGUUAUAACAGGAAUCUUGAAGUCAUACCAAUAUAUAUUCCGCGGAAAGUAAUCAAUUUAGACUUGGCCAUGAAUAAGAUUUCCAAGAUUAAAAAGUUGGAUUUUAAAGGCCUAUCAAACCUAAAAAUUCUAAAUAUGUCCAGAAACCAGAUCUCUCAAGUGGACGAUGGGGCUCUUGGAUACCUAGAGGCUCUUCAGGAACUGGGUUUGGCUCAUAACAGACUCACAACCCUGUCAGACCAUUUGUUUCAGGGCCUGGUCAACCUCUCCCUGCUACAUCUGGACAACAACCUCAUUGCAACCAUCAGCUCCUCAUCCUUUCAGCCUCUCUCCAGUUUGAAGACAGUGAAUUUAACCAAUAACAACCUUUAUAAUAUGAAGGAUGUUCAGCCCAUCGUACAAUUACCACACUUACAUGAGCUGUACAUUGGGAGCAACAGAUUCACCUCUUUCCAGUCACAGGAAAUAUCAAACACUUCUAUAGAGCUGAGGCUGUUGGAUUUAUCCAGGAAUCCAUUGGGAAUCUUCAGGAUCACGGCAGAUGUUCUUCCUUACCUUGAGGUGAUAGACAUCGCCUACUGUGGCCAACUUGGACACAUGGAAUGGGAUGUCCUGGACAGGUCUUUUCUGAGAAACGUCAAUCGUCUCAACUUGAGCGGCAUUGAGAUGUCUUUCGAGAGGAUGGGUAUGGUACUGCAGACUGUCAACUCCUCCUUAGUCCAUCUGAGAUUGAAUGACCUCGUCAAUGGCUCAAGGCUCAAGAUCAAGGCUCUCACUGAUAUUGCCUGCCAUAUACCUACACUCAGCGUGCUCCGACUAGAAUAUAACAACAUAGGUAAUCUCUCUGAGGAAUUUCUGCAGUCAUGUAAACAUACGACAGAAGUGGACAUAUCAGAUACUGGUCUUACUCAGCUGUCUGACUUUUCAUUCAGAUCAAUAGAGCAAUUAAGUACUUUGAAACUGGGCCACAAUAGGCUUUCUUCUGUGCCAAAGGCCACAAGAAAUCUACCUAAACUGAAGAUCUUGGAUCUCAGCUUCAAUAUCAUCAAUAAACUAGGCUGCUCAGAUUUCUCCAAUCUUACAGGACUCACACAACUCUUUCUUUUCCACAAUCAAAUCCCCAACCUUCCGGGAUGUGUUUUCCAGGAUUUGAAAGAAUUAAGGCUCCUUAAACUGGGAUCAAACAAAAUCCUGACCUUGAAUGAUGCCUUCAUGAAUGGUUUGCACAAACUUCAGACUUUGAGUUUGGCAAGCAAUAAACUGAGCUCUAUCAGAAAAGGAGAGUUUAAAAGCUUAACAUCACUCAAUAAUCUGUUUUUAUUUGACAAUCAGAUUGCUAGUAUGGAAAAUGGAGCCUUUGAGGGAUUGGUCAACCUGACAGAUCUUCUACUGUGCUCAAAUAAGAUCACUCAAAUAGCCAUAAGAAAUACUGUGCUCACGGGACUCCCACUUUUAAAAAGUCUUGAUAUAUCCUGUAAUUACAUCACAUAUGUAAAUGAUGAUAAACUAAACCCUCCACCAUUCUCUCAUCUGACAUCUCUGGAGGACCUCAGGAUAUUUAGUCAGCGUCACAAGGGACUGUCUCAUCUACCUAUCAACUUCCUUGAAGGACUGAAAUCUUUAUUGUCAUUCCAAGCAGGGAGUCUUAAUAUUAAGGAGCUGCACCCAGACACAUUCAUUCACACACCCCAGUUGUGGUUCCUUGAUAUCAGUAAGAAUGAGUUCACAGCCAUCACUCUAAAGCUGUUUCACCCAAUCCCAAGACUCAACAGCCUGUACCUGUCCAAAGCCCGACUUCAGUCCUUAGAUUUCCUCAUAGGAGCAAACCUCAGUAGAGUCACUUUCUUGCAGGUGAGCAAGAACGACAUAACAGUAGUCAAUGAGACAGUGUUGCAUUCUCUCCCUGCCUUGACAUACCUGGACAUGCAAGAUAAUGCUUUCACCUGUGGCUGCAGCGAUGCUUGGUUUGUCCAUUGGAUGGAGAACGACAACCAAACACAAGUUGUUGGUGCAGGAGAAUUUACCUGCAACUAUCCUGCCGAUCUAAAGGACACCAAGCUGUUGGAUGUUGAGCUUCAGUUCUGUACAGUACACUUUGGACUUCACUGCUACAUCUCUACCACUACUCUGGUCCUCCUCACCCUGGUAGCAUCCUUUGCCUACCACUUCUUGAAAUGGCAGGUAGUUUAUGGCUAUUACCUCUUCCUGGCUUUCCUCUAUGACACCAAGCAAAGGAAUAAGCACACGCCUCAUGGCUGUCAAUACGAUGCCUUCAUCUCCUACAACGCCCACGAUGAGCCCUGGGUCCUGAGGGAGCUUCUGCCAGAGCUGGAGGGAGAGCAGGGCUGGAAGCUGUGUCUCCACCACCGGGACUUCCAGCCAGGAAAACCAAUCAUAGACAACAUUAUGGAAGGCAUCUACGGAAGCCGCAAGACCAUCUGUGUGAUCAGCCGCCGCUACCUGGAGAGUGAGUGGUGCUCCCGGGAGAUCCAGGUGGCCAGCUUCCGGCUCUUUGAUGAGCAGAAGGACGUCCUGAUUCUGGUGUUCCUGGAGGAGAUCCCUACCCACCAGCUGUCACCCUACCACCGGAUGAGGAAGCUGGUGAAGAGACGCACCUACUUGAGCUGGCCCAGAACUGGGGAGCAAACCGGGGUCUUCUGGCAGCAACUACGGCUGGCUUUAGAGACCAAGGACGGCUCUUCUGAGGAAAAUCCCAUCCUCUCUGGUGUGCAGGCUCUGUGAUAGUGAAACCUUGAUUUGAAACAACCAUCACACUCUGAACCUUCUGUACAAUUUGUACAAUUUCAGCCAGUAGUUUUAAAAGUGGUGCUCACGAGCCAAAAGUGGUCACUGUUUUUUGUGUAUUACGCCAUCUGAAGUGUUUUUUUACCUAUUCUUAUGAUAUGUUACGAAUUUAUUUCGUACUAUACGGUAUGUUACAAUUUUGCUGUGCUUAUCAUCCUGGAGUGCAUCUUUAAGAAGUUCCUAAGAGUAUUGAUGGGUCAAUCUAAGUAACAUAAUAAAAAAAAUCCCCAUCAAAGUCAGUUUAAGCUAUCAGGUUUUUUGCAUGAGCUGGUUCUCAGUCCGCUGCUUCCGACAAACUGGUCUCAGAGCAAUUCAUAUUAUUCUGUACAUAUAUCUUCGAGGCCAAAUUUAGUAUGAUAUGUUUAGUAUGGUAUGUAUUAAUACAAAACUUACAAUAUGUGACAAAUUUGCAAAACAUAAUAUAUGUUAUGAAAUCUAGCUAGGUGGCUAGGUGGUUAAUGUUAGCUAGCUUGCUAAUGUUAGCUAAUUCACUAAUGUUAGCUAGGCUAGGGGUUAGGGUUAGGGGUUAAGGUUGCCCACAUUUUGUUACGUUACAGCCUUAUUAUUAAUAAAUGUAUUUAAAAAAAAAUCCUCAUCAAUCUACACCCAUUACUCCAUAAUGACAAAGCAACAUUAGGUUUUUUGAAGGUUUUACCUAAAAAAACAGAAAUACCUUUUACGUAAGGAUUCAGACCCUUUGCUAUGAGACUCAAAAUUGAGCUCAGGUGCAUCCAGUUUCAAUUGAUCAUCCUUGAGAUGUUUCUACAACUUGACUGGAGUCCACAUGUGGUAAAUUCAAUUGAUUGGACAUGAUUUGGAAAGGCACACACCUGUCUAUAUAGGUCCCACAGUUGACAGUGCAUAUCAGAGCAAAAACCAAGCCAAGAGGUCAAAGGA